AUGUUCGCCGGAAGUUGCGUACAAGCCAUUGAAAUUGAUAUGAGUCGGAAUCAGAAGAGAAGCUUCCAAAAGGCUCUUGAGCAGGAGUAUGGGUGUCAACUAUGCAUAGGACCAUGUACAACUAGAGGGGAGAUGUUUCUUUGGCUAUGA
Molecule: messenger RNA, 150 nt
Organism: Arabis nemorensis
Lineage: Eukaryota; Viridiplantae; Streptophyta; Magnoliopsida; Brassicales; Brassicaceae
Source: the annotation of a GenBank genome assembly